AUAAAAAUAUUUUCUUUAGACGGGAAAAUUACGAAUAAUAAUAAAUCCUAUGCACUCAUAAAUAUAAUUUUCACGCCAAUUUAACCAUUUAAAUAAUUUCUCCCGCAGUUUAGAAUAGGUACCUAACUAUUUGUUGACAUCGAAAGUGCUAUCAUCAAAAUUGUGUUCGUUUACUUACAUCUUCAAAAGAUUGUAGACUGAAGAUGCAGUCUGAAGAGAAGCGGAGCCGGCAGAAUGUAGAUCUGGCCUCUUUGGAGCCUUCAGCGAGGGUCAAGCAACUCGCCAACUACGGAGCUAUGGUAGAGGUGGACCCCAAUGUACCACCAAGAAGAUAUUACAGGUCAGGCCUAGAGAUGGUGAGGAUGGCGAACGUGUACCUGGCGGAGGGAAGCCUCGAGAACGCCUACAUUCUCUACAUGAAGUUCAUGACUCUGUUUCUGGAGAAGAUCCGGAAACAUCCGGAAUAUUCCCAAGUUCCUGCACAAGUGAAGGCCGUCAACCAGGCCAAGCUUAAAGAGGUUAUGCCUAAAGCUGAGACGCUGAAGAAAAAGCUAAUAGAAAACUAUACUAAGGAGCAUCUUGCUUAUAUUGAAGAACAGAAAAACAAACACAUAGAGAAUGAGAAGAAGAGGAAACAAGAGCAUGAAGAUGCGAAACUAGCCCAGAGACUGCAAGCGGAUGAGGACAACAGAACCACCACGCCCCAUCUCAGAGAUACGGACAAAUGGGAGUCCCUCCCCCCGUCAGCGCCCCCUAUGGAUGGGGUACUAUACCCUGAUGACUUCGCCUCCACCCCCCCGCGCGCCCCGCCGCACCACUACGCGCCCGGACCGCCGCUCAUACCGCCCUCGAGGCCGAUGCAAGACCUAAUCCCCUCCCCCCGGCACCCCAUGUCGGGUCUCCGGCCGGUGCGCGUGCCCGGCGCCGUGCUCAGCAAGUUCCUGCACAUCGCCGCUACUAACACCAAGAACAAGGUGGAGACUUGCGGCAUACUGGCGGGUAUACUGGAGCGCAACGAGCUGAAGAUCACGCACGUGAUAGUGCCGCAGCAGAGCGGCUCGGCGGACUCGUGCAGCACCAACAACGAGGAGGACAUCUUCAUGUACCAGGACCAGCAUAGCCUCAUCACCCUCGGCUGGAUACAUACGCACCCGACGCAGACGGCAUUCUUAUCCUCAGUGGAUCUCCACACGCAGUGCUCCUACCAGCUCAUGAUGCCCGAGGCUAUAGCCAUCGUCUGCGCGCCCAAAUACAACGAGACGGGUUACUUCGCUCUGACGCCAAACCACGGCAUGCAGUUCAUAGCCAACUGCAGGCAGACCGGCUUCCACCCGCACCCCGAGGACCCGCCACUGUUCUACGAUGUCACUCACAUAAAAGUAGAUCCGGCGGCGACCGUGGAAAUGGUCGAUCUUAGAAGAUGAAUACAGACAAAGGUAUAUAAAUUAUUGUAUUCAACCACGCUUCGAAAGACUACGAAUGCCUUUACUAUUGUACUAAGUUAUAACAUAUUUUCAGACUUCACAGUUCACGGCUUUUUAAUGCAUUUGUAAAUAAUCAAACCAUUCUUCAAUUUAUACUUUUCUAUCGUCAUUAGUAAAGUAAAGUUGGCUAAGAAAUACCUGUCAUGUUACUUCGCAUGAAAUUUUUAAACGGUGAUUAGGGUUAGCUAACCUUAUAGCUAACGUAUAUUU
Plutella xylostella (diamondback moth) is the source of this 1694-nucleotide messenger RNA. Its product is annotated as STAM-binding protein-like A. Gene Ontology annotation, molecular function: K63-linked deubiquitinase activity; protein binding; metal-dependent deubiquitinase activity. Gene Ontology annotation, biological process: protein K63-linked deubiquitination. Gene Ontology annotation, cellular component: endosome; membrane. NCBI's taxonomy places the organism in Eukaryota, Metazoa, Arthropoda, Insecta, Lepidoptera, Plutellidae. The record is from RefSeq and is a predicted model, not a curated record.